GAUGUGCGGAAGGGAAAAGCUGGUAGGAUUGGACUUCCUGAUGUUCUCAGAAGCCCUCUUUUCUUUGCCUCUUCCCCUCUGCUUGGGAUUGUUCCUUUUAGAAGGCUGUGUGAAUUAGUCUGAGGCUACCCCCUGGAUAGCUCUAAUCUCCCCUGAUCCCUUUAUCUCACCAUGAACCUCCUACUGCUACUGCUGUUGCUGUUGCUCCAAUUCUGGAAGGGGUCUUUUUCUCAACAGAAUCAAGACUUUAAGGUUGACAUCCAGAAGAAUAUUACUGUGCAGGAGGGACUAUGUGUCUCCAUCCCCUGCUCUUUCUACUCUACCUCAAAAUACAAGAAUAACAACAUAAACCAUGAAUGCUUCUACCAGGGAGAAUCCUUAGACAAACUGGUAGCCACCAAUGAUCCCCAAAGGACUACCCAACCUGGGGCCAAGGACCAGUUCUACUUUAUUGGGAACUCCCAAAUGAGCAACUGCUUCCUGAGAAUUACCGGGGCCAAGAAAUGUGAUCAGGGAAAUUAUGAGUUCCAUAUAGAAAAGAGAAACCUGAAUUAUAGUUACAGCAAUUACCGAAUAUUCAUCAAAGUAGAGGAUAUGACCCAGAAGCCAGAGAUCCACAUGCCAGAGAUCUUGGAACCGAGUCACCAGGUGACCUUGGAUGGGACUGCCCUCCCUUCCAAGGGACUGGCAUCAGCAAACACCAAUUCCUCCAAACUCCCACUCACCCCCCAGCCACAGGACAAUGGCAUUAGCUUCACCUGUUGGGUGAUAUUCCCAAAAGCCACAGUAAGCAGAGAGGGAACUGUCCUGCUCAUGGUUGCCGAUAAAAGCCAAUGGAGUUCCAGUCUCUUUUUGGAAACGAGGUUUCAAGGAGCCGUGGUUGUAUCCAUCGUGGCUGUUAUGCUCCUCAUUUGCCUGGUGGUUUGCCUAAUGGAACUGCUGAGAAGGAAACAGUCAGAGGGGAACGUGGGGACUUCAGAGUUUGGAAGCAGCAUCGACCUGGUCUCCAGUGAAAUCCCAUUGGAUCAACAAGGGAAUUCUAAGCAACACAGCAGCUCAGAACUCCCUCCACAAAUUCUGCUGAACUCCUUCUCACAGAAAGGGGAGGACCAAGUACAAUAUACCUCUAUCUCCUUCCAAGUCCAAAAGUCACAAGAGAUCUGCAAACCAGAAGACAUCAACAAUGAGUACUCAGAGAUCAAGUUUCAUUAAGGAGACUGGAAGAAGGGGUGAAGGGGAUGAUGAAAAGUGGGAAUAAAGAUAAUCUGUAACUAUGAUCUGGAAAAGAA
Messenger RNA from Antechinus flavipes (yellow-footed antechinus), 1289 nucleotides. Its product is annotated as myeloid cell surface antigen CD33-like. The record is from RefSeq and is a predicted model, not a curated record. Bases 172 to 1212 code for a protein of 346 amino acids. Lineage: Eukaryota; Metazoa; Chordata; Mammalia; Dasyuromorphia; Dasyuridae. The transcript is spliced from 6 exons.